AUGGCUUCUGACGAAGUGUGGGCUGAUUAUAUGAGAAGAAAAACCCUAAAUCCCAAUGGAUACGGGAAGAAGAACAAUCCCAGAGGCGAUAUUGUUGGAGAUUCUUGCCAGAUUACCUUUGAGAAGCAUCGCAAGAUUCAAAUCUGUCUGCAAAACAUGGAAAUCGGUAAUAGAAUCGCCUUUAAAGUGGUUAGGACUUGUGAAAGUAGGAGAGUGUGUGAAUGGAGAGUGUAUGUAUAUUCGUCUGAGAGAGGUACAUGGACUUUCAAGCGACUUCUCUCUUCCAUUCCUCUCCACCACCCUCCCGUGAAUCUCAACGGAAUGCUUUAUCUCUGUAAAAAAGGUUCGUAUCGUACUGGACCUGGAGUCCUUAUAGCUCAUGACUUUUAUGGCCCUGAAGCUGAUGAUCAAUGUCCGGUUAUACCUCUCCCUCCGGAGUAUAACAUGAUCAGUUGCUUGACUACUUCAAGAGGAGAUGUUAUCUACAUUGAGAUACUAGAUCAAAGAUUGAAAGUUUGGAGGCUGAAUAGUGAACGGUGGCAAUUGUCACGGGAAGAAAUCGACAUGGCGUCUGUUGGAUUUGAUGUCGAUUGUAUUCCCAUGGCAAUGAAUCCGUUUGAUUCUGAUAUCAUCUAUCUAUGGAGUCUAGAACAUUGUUGUUUUGUAUCGGGUAACUUGCGGACACACGAGUUUAUUGUCCAUCAGGAAUCAGAGAAUUGGAGUAGCAGUAAAGGUUGUUGUCGCAUAAACACGUCCGGUGCUGAAGGGUAUAUGGAAUAUGCUCGCUAUUUAUUUUCAGUCGUCAUGUUAUCUCAGUUUGUGCUCCCACAGUGGAUGGAUCCAGUACCUCGUCCACCAAAUUGA
Messenger RNA from Arabis nemorensis, 864 nucleotides. NCBI's taxonomy places the organism in Eukaryota, Viridiplantae, Streptophyta, Magnoliopsida, Brassicales, Brassicaceae. The record is from the annotation of a GenBank genome assembly.